This is a messenger RNA of Haemonchus placei, 378 nucleotides long. Lineage: Eukaryota; Metazoa; Nematoda; Chromadorea; Rhabditida; Trichostrongylidae. The record is from the annotation of a GenBank genome assembly.
AUGAUUUCAAAAGAAAAACUUCAGGAUUUCAUGAAACUGAUAAAAACCGAAACUUCUGAUAACGCGAUGAAACUGCUUCUUAUCAUCCAGAAAGAGCGACCAGAGAAGCUAGAAAUUGCCACAACCUUGCCACGACUCUCCUGGAGCAGAAUACCAAGGCUGCGUUGGAUUCCGGGGUAUGUUCUACCUACAUGGAGUGUUUUAGAGUGGCUGAGUAGCUGUACCAUCCUUGCUUCACAGGCAUUCGGUGCGCCAUGGAUAGUUGUUCACAAAGAUGGAGAGGAGCACCCAUUCUUCGGAUCUGAUCGACUUCAUCUAAUAGCUCAUCUCAUUGGGCAAAAAUUUACCGAUGGUCUUGUACAAUACUCAAAACUAUGA